Messenger RNA from Dendronephthya gigantea, 2053 nucleotides. RefSeq names its product importin subunit alpha-3-like. The transcript is spliced from 23 exons. Gene Ontology annotation, cellular component: nucleus; nucleoplasm; cytoplasm. NCBI's taxonomy places the organism in Eukaryota, Metazoa, Cnidaria, Anthozoa, Malacalcyonacea, Nephtheidae. The coding region runs from base 64 to 1605 and encodes 513 amino acids. Gene Ontology annotation, molecular function: protein binding; nuclear import signal receptor activity. Gene Ontology annotation, biological process: NLS-bearing protein import into nucleus. The record is from RefSeq and is a predicted model, not a curated record.
UAGUGGGCAGUCAACGAGCAAAUAAAUUUUGUUGUGUUCACUCAAUAUCUUUUUCUAAUAAAAAUGGCAACGAAGGGCAUUGAAUCAAGAUUGCGAAGCUAUAAAUACAAUGAUCGAGAUCAAGCAUCAUCAAGACAGAGACGAAAUGAAGUUACAGUUGAAUUGAGAAAGGCUAGAAAGGAUGAUCAUAUGCAGAAACGAAGAAAUGUUCCCAUUGGAGGAUCUGAUGAAAAGGAAGAAAAAUCACAGCCAUCUGACCUUCUUGCCAUUGUUGAUAAUGCUGGCAGUGAUGAUCCAAAAAUACAAUUACAGGCUGUUCAGGCAGCCAGAAAAUUGUUGUCAAGAGACAGAAAUCCUCCAAUUGAUGAGCUUAUUGAAUCAGGAAUCUUGCCCAUUUUAGUUGGAUGUCUGAGUAAAGAAGAACAAUCAUCUUUGCAAUUUGAAGCUGCUUGGGCAUUAACUAACAUUGCAUCUGGUACUUCAAGGCAAACACAAGCUGUUGUUCAUGCAGGGGCCGUUCCGUAUUUUAUGAAACUUUUAUAUUCACCGCAUCAAAAUGUUUGUGAACAAGCUGUAUGGGCCUUAGGCAACAUAAUUGGCGAUGGUCCUCAGCUGCGUGAUUUUGUUAUUCAACAUGGUGUUGUUGCGCCUCUUUUACAAUUUGUUAAUCCGUCAGUCCCACUGACAUUUUUAAGAAACGUAACGUGGGUUAUUGUAAAUCUUUGUCGAAAUAAAAAUCCGGCACCACCAAUGAAAACAAUUCAAGAGGUUUUACCAGCCUUGGCCUUAUUGAUCAGACACACAGAUCUAGACAUUUUAGUAGACACAGUAUGGGCGCUGUCGUACCUGACUGAUGGUGGAAAUGAACAAAUUCAGGUGGUUAUUGAAUCCGGUGUUGUUCCAUUUCUGGUUCCUUUAUUAAGUCAUAGCGAGAUUAAACUACAGACGGCAGCAUUAAGAGCUGUUGGCAAUAUCGUAACAGGGACAGACGAACAAACUCAGGUUGUCUUAUCAUGUGGUGCACUUCAACAUUUCUCUGCGCUACUGACACACAGCAAAGAGAAAAUAAAAAAGGAAGCUGUGUGGUUUUUAUCAAAUAUAACAGCGGGUAAUCGCAUCCAAGUUCAGGAAGUUAUUGACGCCAAUCUCAUUCCUCUCAUUAUCGAGGCUUUAGAAACGGGAGAAUUCCAAACACAGAAAGAAGCUGCAUGGGCAGUGAGCAAUUUAACAAUUAGUGGCAGUCCGGAGCAGGUUUCAGUUCUGAUUCAAGCAAAUGCAAUUCCCUCUUUUUGUAAACUAUUAGAGGUCAAGGAUCCACAGGUUGUUCAGGUUGUGUUGGAUGGCUUACAUAAUAUGUUGAAGAUGGCAGGAGAUGAGAGCGAUGAAAUUGCAAGAAUGAUCGAAGAGGCUGGAGGGUUGGACAGAAUAGAAAAGCUACAACAACACGAAAAUGAGGAAAUAUAUAAACUCACGUAUAAAAUCAUCGAUAGAUUCUUCUCUAACGAGGGUGAUAACGACGAACAAGAAAUUCAACCACAAGAAGUUGAUGGCGGCUUGCAGUUUAAUGCGCGCGAUAAUGUUCCUGAAGAAGGCUUCAAAUUUUAGAGUGCUUCAAGAAUCGUAAUAGAAUUGGGAACCUAAAAAAAGGAUCGUUGCUGCUGAUAGAUCAAGAUAUCUGCCCGCCAUCUGCGUCGCUACAGCAUGCGCGCAAUUUCCCCGUCAAUGCAGUAUCAACAAGAUGAUAUGAAAUUAAGUAGUCCCCUUAGUUCAUGGAUGCUUGUUAAGAAACGGAAAAAUCAUGGACGUAAGACUAAGAAUAUGAUUUCUCCGUAAGAUGUUGCCACGCCCUGCCCCGCUAUAGUGGUUCUUGAUCGGUUUUACGCGGAUGUCAUCAAUGGAAGCAUAUAAAUUCAACAUUGACUCAUCUUAACAUUUGCUUUUUAUUAUAACCUCCCCUGGUAUUGUAUAUAGUUUUUCACUGAAAUUGUAUAUUUUAAAGCAGUGCACUUAAUGUAAGUAAAGAUAUGCUAAAAUAAGACAAAUAUGUUUGCAA